GAAUUUGCCAGCGGGAUUUGACCGGAGCCCAAGAGAAAUGAAUGAAGACGCCCGGGAAGUGGGGGGCUCCUGGGAGUGGACAUCUGUAACACAGUUGGAUCCUCUGCUUGGGAGCAGGAAUUGUGCUGCCGUAGUGUCAGCUGCCCGGGGGAUGAGACGUGGAGUUGGCAUGGGCUGGGAGACGCACAAACAGAUGUCUCUCAUGUGCGGGACAACGUCUGCAGACCCCAACGCAGACACCGAGUGGAAUGACAUCUUACGCAAAAAGGGCAUCCUGCCCCCAAAGGAGAGUCUGAAAGAACUGGAAGAGGCAGCGGAAGAGGAGGAGGCGCGCAGGCUCCAGCAGUCAGUGGUGAAAACAUAUGAAGCCAUGACGCUGAAAGAACUGGAAGAAAAUGAAGAUGAAUUUAAUGAAGAGGAUGAACGUGCUAUUGAAAUGUACAGGCAGCAAAGACUGGCUGAGUGGAGAGCAGCUCAAAAAAAGAAUAAAUUUGGAGAAGUUUUGGAGAUUUCAGGAGAAGAUUAUGUUCAAGAAGUUACCAAAGCUGGUGAGGGCUUGUGGGUAAUCCUGCACCUCUAUAAGCAAGGGAUUCCCCUCUGUGCUCUGAUAAAUCAGUACUUGAGUGAACUUGCAAGGAAGUUUCCUGAUGUGAAAUUUAUCAAAGCCAUUUCGACAACCUGCAUACCCAAUUACCCGGACCGGAAUCUGCCCACGGUGUUCGUUUACCGGGAAGGUGACAUCAAGGCUCAGUUCAUUGGGCCUCUGGUGUUCGGUGGCAUGAACCUGACGAGAGACGAGUUGGAGUGGAAACUGGCUGAGUCUGGGGCCGUUGAGACAGACCUGGAGGAGAACCCCAGGAAGCCAGUCCAAGACUUGCUGCUGUCCUCCAUGAGGUGCUCCGUCCCCACCAAGAGGGACAGCGAUUCCGAGAGUGACUGAGACGCCGCACUUCUGGACAGGACACAUUGGAUGUUUUCUUUCUAAAAAAGAGUGAAUCUUUUUGUUUGCUAGCCUUUUAUAUUUUGAAUCUCCCACCUUUCACACAUAAUCACUGCCGCAAAUUCUAAUAAAUUAUUGGAACUACAUAUAUUUUUUGGGGAACUGUAUUUUUAAAAUAAUGACAUUUCUUUUUUUGUAAAAAUUAAAGCCCACUGUUUGUAUGGCAGAUGUCUGUAUUUUUUUCUCACAUUUAAGAAAGCCCUAAAAUUAUUCAUUAUGUUUUGACAUGUAACUGUAUAAAAAGGGAUGUGUGGAAUUUUUUUGGAAAGUAAAUAAAUUAUACUUUGGAAAGGUUACACACU
Ochotona princeps (American pika) is the source of this 1302-nucleotide messenger RNA. It is a transcript of the gene PDCL3, whose product is annotated as phosducin like 3. Gene Ontology annotation, biological process: angiogenesis; positive regulation of gene expression; protein folding. The transcript has 6 exons. Lineage: Eukaryota; Metazoa; Chordata; Mammalia; Lagomorpha; Ochotonidae. Gene Ontology annotation, cellular component: cytoplasm. The record is from RefSeq and is a predicted model, not a curated record. Bases 38 to 940 code for a protein of 300 amino acids.